Molecule: messenger RNA, 3242 nt
Organism: Calliphora vicina (urban bluebottle blowfly)
Lineage: Eukaryota; Metazoa; Arthropoda; Insecta; Diptera; Calliphoridae
Exons: 2
Coding region: 145-1737 (530 amino acids)
Source: RefSeq, a predicted model, not a curated record
CACUUAUCAAUCUAUUUUUAUGUGUUAGUAGCUAAGUAUGUGGAAUACAAUAUAAAAUUUUUAGUACGCCUUUGUUUAAUAAUUCGGUUUGACGUCGUUGAUGGGAAGUUUUUAAUAAAAGAAGUGGAUAAUUAGACAAAUAAAAUGUUUGCGCUGAAUGUCUCAUGUCCAGUGUGUAAGGCGGCGUUUACAAAUUCCGAUGCCAUUUACAGUACCAGUUGCGGCCACAUAUUCCAUUUCUCUUGCAUGAACCAGUGGCGAUCCAAAUCCACCAGUUGCCCUCAAUGCAGAUCUUACAAUCCCACUACUCACAGCAUUUAUUUGAACUUUGAGGACACCCGCGAAUAUGAAACAAUUGUGAACGACUUAAAGACAAAGCUGCAGAUUAGCGAUGCUAAAGUUAAUAAAACUAAAGAAGAAGUAGAUAAAAAAGAACAGAAAAUAGAUGAAAUUAAAAGGCUGUAUAAUAUUUCUGAACAGUGGCGAGCAGAACUGGAAAAUAAAAUACAGAACUUAUCCCACGAACUUCAAGUUAAAAACGUAAAUCAUACGAAAGAGUUGACUAUGAAAUUAAACGAAAUUCAGUCUUUAAAAACUCACAUCGAAACAGUGCAACGAGCAGAAGGUGUCCACGAACUGUGUGAAAAGAUCAACAAAUUGGAAGAGGAAUUGAAACAGACUACAAUGCUAUUAACCACGGAAAAUUCAAAACUUAAAGAGAACCUAAACGAGGCCGAAGCAUCGAAAAUAAUCUUAAAUCAUAAAAUAGAAAUGCUAGAGCAAAGACUAAAACAUGUUACAUUAGAGCUUAAAAAGCAAAUUGAAGAAAGUGUCCACCAAUCCAUGGACAACAUAAUAUCUACAGAUAAACAGACAAAACUUAAUAAGGGCAGAAUGCGUCAUAACAACAAACACAAUAAAACGGCAUCUGAAACUAUAUUGACUGAACAGAAGUCUAAUGCUGUUCAUACAUUAGAAGAGGAGAAAAAUGUCGACCUGUCCUUGGAUAAAAAAACACGUAUAACUCCAGAAACAAAGCCAAAGCAUAAGAAUGGUAACAUGCAACAUAACAGCCACAAAACGGUAGAUUUAACAAAACUAAAUAUCAAACGUACGCGACAAUUUGAACUGACACAACCCAACGAUUGCAAAGUUAUAAUUAAAGAUUUCCCCAAAGAUGAUAUAGUGUAUCCCUUAACAAAUGCAGUGAUUGUACUGGCUUCUAAAAUGUCCCUGACACUCAGUAGCGAGGAUAUGUCAAAAGUUAGCAUUGUAGAACAUAAAAAAAUAACUAACUGCACAAAUAAAGUCGUACUAUUGGUAGAAUUCAAGACAAUUGAUGGAAAAAUAAAAUUUCUAUCGAACAGAAAUCGAUUGAAAUUCAAUUCAUCAACCAAGUUCAUACAAUUAAAAGAAUACAUUGAUGAAGCCGUAUAUCCGGUAUUUAUGUAUGCCAAUAGGCUUCUAAGAGCCAAUGGUUAUGAGUACAUUAUUUGCAAAGACAAUAAAGUUUUUGCCAAAAAGAAUCGUCAUGAUAUUGCUGAAAUAGCCAUAAAAAAUAGAAAUGAUGUCGAUAGACUUUUAGGUCGUCCAUUAUCACAAAAUCCAAUUAGACUCCAGCCGAGGAUGAGGAAUACGUCAUAUAAUUUAUUCGAGGAUUAUGAAAAGUUCCCGUUUUAUAAUUUAAAUGAUCCAUACGAAAUCUUAACUCAUGAAAAUUACGAAUACUGGGAUUAAAUUUAUAUAUACAAAUCCAAAUUCGUGUCCUUCCCUUAUAUCCUGAAAAUUGAAAAUAUUAAAAAAAUUAAUCAAAAUUUUGUACAAUAAUUUUCUGGAACAUUUUUAACGUUUUGAACAAAUUUGGAUGAAUUCGGAGCAAGGACACUACAGGAUCAAAAAUGUCCUUUUUCAAAAAUUAAAACAAAUUUACAAGAACUUAAAUUUUUAUAUCGUAGUUUUGUAAUUGAAACACUUAUAAUAUUCCCAAUAUGUCAAUAAAAUAUUGUUUUGGAAUGGGAGGAAGGACAUACACAUACUUAUUAUUUACAUAAAUGGAUUAACCUCCAUAUAAAAUAAGUUUUUUAUGAGAAGGGUAUAUAUAAGUUUGUCAUUCCGUUUGUAAUUUCUACAUUUUUCAUUUCCGACCCUAUAAAGUAUAUAUAUUCUGGAUCCUUAUAGAUAGCGGAGUCGAUUAAGCCAUUUCCGUCUGUCUGUUGAAAUCAAUUUUCUGAAGACCCCAGAUAUCUUCGGGAUCCAAAUCUUCAAUAAUUCUGUCAGACAUGCUUUCGAGAAGUUUGCUAUUUAAAAUCAGCAAAAUCGGUCCAUAAAUAACGUAUAUAUGAGCAAAAAACCGGGACUACCUCGAUUUUUUACCUAUAUCUGGAUUACUAAGUCAUUAAUAUAGACAAUAUGGAUAUCUAAUGAUAGAUAUUUCAAAGUCCAUUGCAACGAUGCCCAGCAAAAAAUUUCCCAAAAUGUAAUCGAGUAAGGUAAUUAAGCAUUUUCAAAGAAUUGGUUACCAAUUGCAUUGCCUAAUCGAUUCUUUUUGCAAGGCAUGAGACUAAAGUAAGUUGUUCUUUGGAAUAUAAUUUUACAUAUAUAAGUAAUUCCACCUGCUUUAUAUAGAAUUGGUUUUAUUUUUAUUUUAAGAACUAGUUUUUUAAUUAAAAAUGUAAUCUAUUCCCUUCAAUGAUAUAAGAACCACAUCUAAAUAAAAUAUAACAACUAUUUCUUUUUUCCUCAAUUGAAACUACUUCCCGAUAAAUAAAAAUAAUUAAUUCUUUUAAUAAUAAAAAAAUAAUAUAUUUUUUUAAUUCACUGUUAUUAAAUUUACAUUAUUUACAUAUUAAAGGAAAUUGUUUUAAAAGUUAAAAUUUAAUUUUUGCUGAUAUAACGGCUUUGCAAAGUUCUCCAUAAAAUUCAAUCUUAGGAUGACUCUGCCACUGGAAAAAAGAAUUAUUUCAUACAUAAUUUAUUAUAUAUCAAAAUGUUAAUGACAAAAAAUACUUACGAAAUAAAAUAUUGAUAACUUUCUUAAAGUCUUAAGGCCGUUUUUUUGCCAUGUAUACCCCGAACAUUAUAGUUUAUGAUUAGUUCCUUUGAAAAUAUAUUUAGUAUGCCUUUAUGUAACCCUUUUAUACUCGCUUUACUGAAGAUACCUUAAGUAAAUAAAUAAUAAAAUAUAUAAUAUGUAUACAUAUAAAAAUAAUGAAAUUAAUAAAUAAAUAAAUAGGUAUUUACAA